Messenger RNA from Candoia aspera, 4633 nucleotides. RefSeq names its product NEDD1 gamma-tubulin ring complex targeting factor (gene NEDD1). Bases 103 to 2094 code for a protein of 663 amino acids. Gene Ontology annotation, biological process: microtubule nucleation; mitotic cell cycle. NCBI's taxonomy places the organism in Eukaryota, Metazoa, Chordata, Lepidosauria, Squamata, Candoiidae. The record is from RefSeq and is a predicted model, not a curated record. Gene Ontology annotation, cellular component: pericentriolar material; spindle pole; ciliary basal body. Gene Ontology annotation, molecular function: gamma-tubulin binding. The transcript has 15 exons.
GGUUUGUGGAAAGGCAACGCUGGAUGGUGGGAAGAAAAAAUGAUCCGGACUGGCUAAAAGGCUGUUAUCCGGGGUGUCCCGGAGAAACGGGAAGGUGCAGAGAUGCAGGAGAGUGUCCGUUUUGCUUCAUCAGGAGAUGAUGAUGUUAAAAUAUGGAACUCUUCUUCUAUAACUAUUGUGGACCAAUUUAGUCCCCAUACAUCUUCACACCCAGUUAAUUCAGUAUGCUGGGGUAGCAACAAUAACUUUCUGGUAACAACAUCAGCUGUUGGUGAUAAGAUAGUGGUUUCAAAUUGUAAAGGUAAACCAGUCCCACUCUUUGAACUAGCUGAAGGGGCAAAACAAACAUGUAUAAGCUUGAGUUCCAAUUCAAUGUAUAUUGCAAGUGGAGGAAUUGAUAGCACUGUUAAUAUUUGGGAUUUAAAAUACAGAAAACUUCACCGAUCUCUUAAGGAUCAUAGAGAUGAAAUAACUUGUGUGUCAUUUAAUUGGAAUGAUUGCUAUGUUGCCUCAGGAUCUAUGAGUGGUGAAAUUAUCCUGCAUAGUAUUGCUACAAAUUUAUCCAGCACUCCAUUUGGCCAUGGAAGCUCUCAACCCAUACGACAUUUGAAAUAUUCUCCCUUUAAAAAAGCAUUACUGGGCAGUGUCUCUGACAGUGGAACUGUAACCCUGUGGGAUGUCAACAAUCAAACUCCAUACCAUAACUUUGAAAAUGCUCAUAAAGCUCCAGCUUAUGAAAUCUGUUUUUCUCCCAUCAGUGAGUUGCUGCUUGUAACUGUAGGUCUAGAUAAAAGAAUAAUUCUCUAUGACACAGCAAGUAAAAGGCAGCUGAGGACUUUAGUAGCAGAAUCUCCUCUAACUGCAGUAGAAUUCAUGCCUGAAGGAACUUCACUGGCUGUUGGCUCUUCUCGUGGAAAAAUAUACUAUUAUGAUUUAAGAAAGCUGACAGCACCUGUGAAAUCAGUCAGUGCUCACAAAACCUCUGUGAAAUGCAUAACACUGCAGAAUUGUAACAGCUUUUCAAAGUCUAGUCAUAAAACAAGUUCAAGUAAGCAGACUUGCAAAAAACCUGAUGUCAAAUCAACAAAUAAUACUGGAGGAGUUCAGAAUGUUAUUUUAAAAAGUCUUACUUCUAAUGUACCUGCUACUUUCCUGCCCCAGUCCAUGCCAACAUCUGAAAUUAAAGGGGCUGAUGCCAUUCCAGAUAAAUCAGGCUUCCCCCAGAGCAGCAGUUUGGAUGUAAUUCCUUCCAAAGAAAUGGAUCAUGGGAAUACUUCUAAUUUAACUAAUUUUGAUGAUUUGGGAAGAAAUAGUUUAGGUGACCUAUUUUCUCCACUUCGAGAUGAUAUUGCAGCUUGUAAAGCAAAUGAAGAUGUUCCAGGAAAGAGUGAUGGUUUGGAUUAUCAGCCUUAUCUUUUAAGUGUGGAUUUUUUCUCUCAGUUUAAUACUGCUUUACCUGCAAGAAAAAAUCCAGCAGGAUCAAAUUCACAAAUUGUUCAUUCAAGUCCACUUAAUAUAUUUGUUGGAUCCCCCAUUAAAGAGGAAGAUGAGAAUCCAGAUAUUGAUGCUAAGAAAACAAAUCAUGGAAGACAAGAAUCAAGUGAGCAUAUCAAACAGUUGAGUUCCUCAAGCUCUGAUUCUUCAAGUCUGAAUACACCACCUGUUGCCAAUUUAAUCAAGAGUCCUGAUUCUAGAGAAAGACUUAUUAAGAAUAUCCAGGCACAACUUAUGUAUGACUCACCAGUUAAUGGCACUACCUCAACAAGUCCAAAGAUAACCUCCAAUAUUACUUCUGGAGUUGCUAGUACACUAUCUGAAAAAAUAGCAGAUACUAUUGGAAGCAGCCGAUUGAAUGCGCCUUUAUCAUCAGUUCAAAUUCAUUUCAUUCAGAAUAUGAUACAAGAAACUCUGGAUGAUUUCAGGGAAGCUUGUCAUCGUGACAUUGUAAAUUUGCAAGUAGAAAUGAUCAAACAGUUUCAUGUGCAGCUGAAUGAAAUGCAUGCCUUACUUGAAAGAUAUUCUAUAAAUGACAGUUUAAUAGCAGAAAUUGAGAGAUUGCGUGAAGAAAAUAAAAGAUUACAGACCCACUUCUGACAGAUUCCUAUUCAUGUGAAGAAAAUAAGUUGAAUUUUUUUCUGUUCCAAGUGGCUAAGGCAUUAUGAUGUCAUCUGACCAUUUCUGAAGUAGAGUGUAAAUUCAAUUAUUUCUUUCAGUACCAAAUGUUUUUAAUAUGUAGAAAAGCAAUAUAUACUUACUUAAUACAGAAAAUGCACUAAUGUUUGUAUCAAAGUGUUUGUAUGGUAAAGAAGUUGGUUGAAAACUGAGGCUAACAGGAUUAUUAACCAGUUCUGUAUCUGUAUAUAAAGUGCCUUUAUAAAAAGACUAAAUAGGAAAUGUAUUUUGUAUAAGAAUUCAUCAACCUUCUUUGUCUUAUGUGUUGUUGGUGGAGUGCUCUCCUUUUAGCCUGAAAAAUUGCAAGUGCCUGACUCAAAAUUUUUAUAUUGUACACACUCUUUAAAAGCUCUUACCUUUCCUAUGAUGGUUACUUUGUAAGUGUAGUAGAAUGCAACUCUAAUAUGUAACUCUAUUGCAAACAAAGGACCCUCAGCAUUUAUAUAUAAUUUCAGAGCACAGUUUGAAUAAACUAUUUGUGUAGUCUUGUCUAAACAUAUCUGACCCAAUAGUAUUACUAUACUAAAAAAUCAGCAAUUCCUCAAGCUGUUCUUUCAGUACAGAUUUGUUGAUUUCUAGUGCAGCCAUAGUCAAACUCAGUUAUUUCAGUUUGACUUUGCUGUUUAUUAUAUUUUUGUUAUCACCAUUGUAGAAUUGAAUCGGCUUAAUAUAAUUUAAUUUGCAAAUCAAAUAGCUAAAAUUACUCAGCUAUGCCCUGGGAAAAAUAUGUCCUGUAUCCUGGUAUAAUGUUACUAUAUAAUUAUUUUAGCCCCUGCAUCCUCCAGCCACCAAAAUUUUUAAAAGAAUGCAACUUCCAGCACAGAAACAUGUGCCUCUGAUGUAAAUGAUGAAGAAAUUGUCUUCUGAUAGUCCAGGUGGUAUAUUUUUAAAAACAUGUACCAAGUUGGUACAAUUCAGGAAAAAAAAAUGUUUAGUUUAUCAAUGAGGAAUGUGUACAUGGUGAUACAAUCCAUUCCAGAAUAAAAACAGGCUGCCUUGGAAAGUGGCAGACUCUUACUUAUUAUAGCUUUGUAAACCCAGAUUGGAUAGCUUCAGGAUGCUCUAGUAAUGGAUUUCGUUCACCAACAGGGAGUUUGGACUAUAUUUUCAAAAGAGAAAUGUCUGUCUCAACUAAGUUCCACAAAAUGUAAAAAGCUUUCAGUAUUUUAAUAAUAUGAGUAAUGCAACUUGAAUUUGCUUUUCCAGAUGCCACUUGGUUUGUAACAAACUGGCAUAGCUAUUUAUAAGUGCAGUGAUUUUAGGAAGGGACGUUCUGAUUUCCAGAAUUGUGUAUAUCCCGCAUUUAAUAUAAAUAACUCCAUUAAAGCCUUUUCUUUCCCUAUUCACACCACAAUUCAGGAGAAUUACAUAUUUAGAAAUGAAUAGUAUGCAGCAGUACUGUAUACUUUUCAUACAGGACUUGUAGUGGAUGGAUGUUCUAAACCCAAAAUUGGCAAGGAUGAUAUGAAAUCGGACCUAUGGGAAUUACUGUGAAAGGCAAUGCAUUUAAGUGCAUGAGUCAGUUGUAGUUUCUUAUACAGGUAAGGCAUAUUAUUUUGGCAGCAGAUACAAAGUACUUAGAAAACGUGUCAAAACCUUGUGCUUGUCUUCCUUCCUUCGUUAUAUUUUUUUCCAAUAUCUGAAGCAUUGCUAAUUUCAAGUCUCUUACUACAUGUAAGAGAACUUAAAUGACAUGUCACUUUCUUUUAUAUUCUGCAGAGAUCAAAAUCAUUGGAUUGUUCACAGUGUGUUUAAAAAUGUAAAACUAAGAAAUGCUUUCACACAGAGUAUAACCUAUUCAGUGCUUUUGCAUAAAAAUUAUUUUAAAAACUCUUGACUUUAUAAACCAGCAAGGCUAAUUUAGCCACUUAAUAUAUACAUUUGAACUUGUAUAUCUGACGUAAAGAUCUGACUUUUUUUCUGUUCCCAGUAAUCUGGCACAGAAGAUGCUUGUCUUUCACGUGAACUCUUAAAAUCAUUUACAGAAAAGGGCAACCAUAUUAGAUUCUUUUGUGAACCUCUCCUGCAAUACAGAAAUGUUUCCAAGAUUCUGUGGGGAAGAAAGUUGAAAUGUUGAAAUUUAUAUUUAAAAACCGUACUGUCAUAAAGGAAAGGAAAGGAAAACCUUCAGCUAAAUAUUAUUAUGGGAGAUCUGUGUUAACUCCUGUAUUUGAAAACUUGUAAGAUAGCCAGGAUUUUAAAAAUAAGACAUGGUGACAAGCCAUGGGGUACAUUGAUGGGUAUACUGGCUUUGGUGAGUGGAAGCCAGAAUGAAAGCAUGGAGAGUUCUUAAUUUACUGAACCAAUUUCCCACUGUGAAAUCCACAGGUUUCUGUACUGAGUGAAUUUUGGCACGCUAGUCCAUUUUUCAGAUUAAUAUGCUUUCUUUGCUCAUUUACUAAACAGAGAAUGUGUUGUGUGAUAUCAUACAAUAAAUACAAUCCAAUUAUCUUUUAAAAUA